Molecule: messenger RNA, 3347 nt
Organism: Chenopodium quinoa (quinoa)
Lineage: Eukaryota; Viridiplantae; Streptophyta; Magnoliopsida; Caryophyllales; Amaranthaceae
Product: mitogen-activated protein kinase kinase kinase 5-like
Exons: 10
Coding region: 675-2666 (663 amino acids)
Biological process (GO): protein phosphorylation
Molecular function (GO): protein kinase activity; ATP binding
Source: RefSeq, a predicted model, not a curated record
AUAAUCAUAUGGUCAUAUGUACAAAAUAUGUAUUAUUCAUAAUUUAAAUUCCUGUCACCGAAAGGGUCUAAUAAAAGUUAGGGCUACAACCGAAAGAGAGGAAAGAUAAAAGGAAAAUCAUUAAGGCAUUGAUUAAAGUGUAAAGAAGGAUUAGCAACUCAUAGUGAUUAAUAAAAGAGGGUAGAGUUGGAUGAGUAAAGCAAAGAGUACUUUAAUGUACGGCAGAUCUGGUUUGACGUAUACACUCUUUUACCCAAUUCCGCAAAUCAGUUGGCAUUCCAUCUGGAAUUGUUCAUCCUGUCGGAACUUCCAAUUCAAUUCUAACCCACCACCCCAAAAAUAAAAUAAAUUCAAAAAAUAAAAAUUAAAAUUAAAAAAAAAAAAAAUUGCUGGAAAACCAGAGAUAUCUUCCAGGAAGGUAACAGACAAAAGAUCGCGAGGAAGGGAAGAGAGAGAAAAUUGAUUUCACAAAAACAUCCCCAACACCCACUUCACAAUCUUCCUCUCUUUCCUCCAAAUACUCCUCUUUUUUCUCUAUUUUUUUUUUAUUAUUUUUGUGAAAAUAAUCAACAACAAUUUCUUGUUUAUAAUUUGUUGUUAAUUUAGUUGUUAUUGUUGUUAAUGGUGGGAUUGAUUUUUGUGUACAAUGAUAAUAAAACUACAAGGGUAAUUAAAUGAAUUUGUCACGGUGGUCAUUUUCAUCUUCAAAUUCAAAUACACAUUCAAAUUCAUCAUCUACUUCGAAUUCUAAUUCUUCAACGACGUCAAAUAAUCGCCGGUUAACCAGAGCUAAGCAACUCCGUCAUCUCCGUGACUGUGACCUUAGUUAUUUGGAUUUCUUUUUAGGUCACCGUAACGGUCACGGUCACCGUCACGGUGACGAUUUAUUGCGCACCGCUUCUUCACCGCCUCCUCAGCCGCUUCCUCUCCCGGAGAUAAUAUCCAGUGACGAUAAAUCGGUGUCGAAAUUGAAACCGAAAUCGAAAUCGAAAUCGAAGUCAAAGCCAAAGCGUGGUGAUUGUGAGAAUUUCCGGCUUCCGUCGCCAACUGAAGUUUCUAAAGAAAAAGGAAGAGGGUUUGACAAUAACAUUAAGCUCAAUGCUAGUAAGGUAGCAUCUCAAAUUGAUCAGAGGGGAGUUGCUGUUGAUGCUCAAAAAAGGGUUAGUGCUCGGCGAGGAGUUGAUGUGCAAACUUUAGCUGAUCCUCAAAGUAGUAGCGUGCACCGUACAGAAACCUGGCCAUCAUGGAAUGUCCCCCAAAAGAUACAGAGUCCACAUCGACCUCAAGAGAACUAUAGCAUAGACAUCAACUUCCAGAGUGCUCCACCAAGUUCAAGUUCUAGUCCCAUGUAUAGCCCACAAAGGAUGCUUAAUGGAGAUCCAUUUUUCAUGUAUCCAAUGGAACCUGCACGUUGGUCUGAACCAGCCAUGCCUACUGGUUUCCCGUAUGGUGGUCUACCAGAGAGCACUAUGGCUAGUCGUGAUAGUCCUUCAUUUAGAAGUCCGUUACUAAGGAGCCCAAGACCACCCCGAAACAGCAUCAGUGGACCACCAUCACCCCUGCACCCCAGAUUAUCUGUUGAUAUAUCUUCCCCUCAUCAUGAUUGUAAUGUCCACCCAUUACCUCUUCCUCCCGCACCUUCAUCCUCAAUGCCGGCGUCUCCUGCUCCUCAAGUCACCUCAAGGCCGGAAUUAUUACCCAUGAAAAGUCAAUGGAUAAAAGGAAAACUUAUAGGACGGGGCACAUUUGGAAGUGUGUACACUGCAACGAACCGGGAAACAGGAGCCUUGUGUGCCAUGAAAGAAGUAGACUUAAUUCCUGAUGAUCAAAGGUCUUCUGAGUGCAUGAGGCAACUUGAACAGGAGAUUGAAGUCCUGAGCCAUCUAAAGCAUCCAAAUAUUGUGCAGUACUAUGGUAGUGAGAUUGUGGAUGACAAGUUUUACAUAUAUUUGGAGUAUGUUUAUCCUGGUUCUAUCAAUAAAUACAUUCGUGAGCAUUGUGGGGCUAUCACAGAAGCAGUUGUUCGGAAUUUCACUCGUCAUAUAUUAUCUGGAUUGGCUUACUUGCACAGCAGGAAGACAAUUCGCAGGGACAUCAAAGGGGCAAAUUUACUUGUUGAUUCAUCUGGAGUUGUCAAGCUUGCAGACUUUGGGAUGGCAAAACCUCUUAGUGAACAGUCAGCUAUUCUUUCUCUAAAGGGGAGUCCGUACUGGAUGGCUCCAGAGCUCAUGCAAUCUGUGAUACAGAACGAAAAUAGUUCUGAUUUGGCUUUUGCCGUUGAUAUAUGGAGUUUGGGUUGCACUAUCAUUGAAAUGCUAACUGGCAAGCCCCCAUGGAGUGAAUUUGAAGGGGCUGCCGCAAUGUUCAAGGUCUUGAAAGAAUCCCCACCCAUUCCUGAAACAUUGUCACCUGAAGGAAAGGAUUUUUUACACUGUUGCUUUCAGCGAGACCCUGCAGACAGACCACCUGCUAUCAAGUUGUUGGACCAUCUAUUCUUGAGAACCCCUCAGCAAAUGGAUUUUCCAUCUUCCCGUGUAGCACCAGAUCUUAUGAUUCAAAUGGAUAAAGUAGCUCAUAGUUCAAGAGAGAUAUAUGGUUCCAAUCUUGAAAAAGUUUUGUUGUCCCCUAGAAGAUGGACAACUAAUGGAAGAGGCUACAUCAAGUGAGGGUUUCCUUCUGCAUUGGCCUUGUCUGAUAUCUAUUAUUACUGCAUUGCAAGCUCAUAAAAUUAAAGAAAACAGCCUACAUGGCUAAUCGUUUCAACUGCACCAUACUCCAAUUGUGGUUAUUCGUGCUCUCUAGCGAGAGUGGCCAAGUAUCUCAUCAUGACUCAUGAGACUUUUGACGUGAUUGUGGACUUUUUUCAUUCUUUACGAUCUAUUCUUGAGCUAGUUACAAUAAUCCCACCUCCACUGCAAUUGGUUGAAAUUUCCAGUUAAUGCAAUUGUCUUAAAAGUAUGAUGUUGGGUGCGCUCUCUGUUUCAAACUCUGGAAAUGAAGAUUUGGUUGGAGUUCUGAAGCAUAUCAAAUGCAAACUCUCUGCAUGAUAGUUUUUGCUUGCUUUCCCACUUAUGCGGAGCUGCAUAGCUGCUCUACGCAGUGUACUUGACCGCUGUAUUUUGAAACUAGGAUUCAAAUCUGUUAGUGUAUCCAAGAAGCUGUCAAAGUUCAGCGCAAGUUUGCAGGUUGCUACUUACGAUGCUAUCUUCAUGACUCCAUAGCAACAUUCUCUGAAUGUGAUCUUGACAACUCAGUAGUCUGUACAUAGAGAUUUUUCCGCCAUUUCUUCCAUUUGUUGUAAAGGUUAGAUUUGAUUAUUAAUUCUUAUGCAUAUGAUUUUUUGUAUA